Messenger RNA from Cercocebus atys (sooty mangabey), 541 nucleotides. RefSeq names its product secretoglobin, family 1D, member 2 (gene SCGB1D2). Bases 168 to 440 code for a protein of 90 amino acids. NCBI's taxonomy places the organism in Eukaryota, Metazoa, Chordata, Mammalia, Primates, Cercopithecidae. The transcript is spliced from 3 exons. The record is from RefSeq and is a predicted model, not a curated record. Gene Ontology annotation, biological process: signal transduction.
UGAGCUGACAGCCAGGCCUGGUGACCUAUCACGUGCCCCCGUGGGCAGGACCAGCCAGACUCCCUAGAUACAAAUAGCCCUGGGCUCCACGGCUUCACAGGCUUCUGGGAUCGAGUCCAAAUUUCUCAUCGUUUGUGCAAGCUGAGCUCACAGCAGAAUAAGCCACCAUGAGGCUGUCGGUGUGUCUCCUACUGGUCACGCUGGCCCUUUGCUGCUACCAGGCCAAUGCUGUGGUCUGCCCAGCUCUUUUUUCUGAGAUCUCAGGCUUCUCAUUCAUUAAUGAACCUGUGUUCAAGUUAAAACUUGCCAAAUAUGAUGCACCUCCAGAAGCUGUAGCAGCCGUUUUGGAAGUGAAGAAAUGCACAGAUCAGAUACCGCUUGAGAAACAUCUUUUAAUUGAAAAAGUCCAGGAAAAAAUAGCAGAGAAAUGUGAUGGCUGAGAUGUAAAAACUUUUUAAUGCUAGUUUCCACUAUCUUUCAAUGAUACUCUGAUCGUCACUGCAGAAUGUAAAGGUUUCAACGUCUUUCUCUAAUAAAUCAC